AUAUCUAUUCAACACUCCCCCAAUUUCCCAUGCUAUAAAAGCCAGGUCACUCAUGUCAAAUCUUACUUACCAGUUACCACUACAUGAAACAGGCAAGUGAAAUUAAAGAAAGAGAAAGAUGGUUUCCAACCUACAAAGGAGGAUUGCACUGCGUAGAAAGCUUCACAUUCUGCGAACUCUCACCAACUCCAAAUCUGUGAAAAAGAGUUCCAUAAUCAUGGACAGUCUUCUCUACAUUUACAAGUUAAAACUCAAACUGGAAGAAAUCAAAAGAGAGUACUCAAACCUCAUGGCAAUCAAAAAGGAAUACUUAAACUUAAUGAAACACAUUCAAGUCCCCAAGGAGGUGAAAGUGGAGCAGGUUGGGGAAAAGUUUUUAGUAAGGGUGAUAUGCAAGAAAGGAGAGAGCAGUCUGGUUUCAGUUUUAGAAGUGUUGGAUGAAGUGGGUCUGAAUGUUCUACAAGCUAGUGUUUCAUGCAAGUAUUUUUUUGCCAUGGAAGCAAUUGCUGUUGCACAAAACCAACAGGCUGUGGAUGUCAGGGAAGUCACUCAACUUAUUCUCAAGGCUAUUGAAAAGCAAGAUGUUCCUGGUUUAGUUAAUGACUCAAAGUAGUCUAUUUUGUAAUUAAUAACGAAGAUAUUAUUACUACUUUUAUCGUUUCCUGGAACCAUGUACUUAAUGUAUCUCUUCCAUUUCUGAAUGCAAAAGAAUGAACGAACAGAGAUGAGAUGGUAUUCAGAAAUUUCA
Molecule: messenger RNA, 748 nt
Organism: Pistacia vera
Lineage: Eukaryota; Viridiplantae; Streptophyta; Magnoliopsida; Sapindales; Anacardiaceae
Exons: 3
Coding region: 119-613 (164 amino acids)
Biological process (GO): regulation of DNA-templated transcription
Cellular component (GO): nucleus
Molecular function (GO): sequence-specific DNA binding; DNA-binding transcription factor activity
Source: RefSeq, a predicted model, not a curated record